This is a messenger RNA of Balearica regulorum gibbericeps (East African grey crowned-crane), 2631 nucleotides long. The record is from RefSeq and is a predicted model, not a curated record. Lineage: Eukaryota; Metazoa; Chordata; Aves; Gruiformes; Gruidae.
GUGAGUGUUCUUACAGACCAGGUGGAAGCUCAAGGAGAGAAAAUCCGGGACUUAGAAAUCUGUCUUGAGGGGCAUCAGUUGAAACUGAAUGCUACAGAAGAAAUGCUUCAACAGAAAGACUUUUAUUAUCUUUCUGAGGAGCUGCUAAGUCGAACAUCACUAGAGACUCAGAAAUUAGAUCUAAUGGCUGAAGUUUCAGACCUUAAGAUUAAGCUGGUUGGUAUGGAAAAGGAACAGAGUGAAUAUGAAGAGAAACAGAACAAAGCUGAGUCAGUGGUGAACCUGAUCAGUGAGCUACAGGAGCAGAUGUGUAGACUGCAGCUGGAAAUUAAUAGUAGAAUCCAAGAAAGAAAGUCUCAAGAUAGGAAACCAGACUUGACACCUAAUGGUCCUCAAUCUAGUCCAAGAUCAGUAGUAGAGACUCUCAGCCAGAGGAAUUGUUCUCGGUGUGAUGGUUUGCUACAGGAACUUAGACACCUCAAAAUUAAAGUGGAAGAACUGGAAAAUGAAAGAAAUCAAUAUGAGUGGAAAUUAAAAGCAACCAAAGCUGAGAUAGCCCAGCUUCAAGAGCAAUUAGCUCUCAAAGAUGCAGAAAUAGAACGCUUACAAAGUCAGCUAUCUAGGACCUCAUCACAUAGUGAAGUGGCAGAAAGAGAUCAAGAAGUUCAACGGUUGAAGAUAGGAAUGGAAUCAUUAUUGGCUGCAAAUGAAGAAAAGGACCGUCGAAUAGAGGAGUUAACACUAUUGCUAAGCCAGUACAGGAGGGUCAAAGAGAUAAUGAUUGCAGCUCACGGCUCUUCUCUCUCUAGCGGCAGUGAAGAGGAACUUGAAACAACUUUAAGAAAGUGGAACCUUUUGAAUAACCCUCAAGGAGAAUUAUUUAAAACAGAGGCCUCUUCAGGAGAAUUGUCACCAGCUCUGCUGUCUCCGGUGCCACACAAAACUAUGGAAAUCAGUGGAAACAUUCCAGUGUCUUCAACUAAUUUAACCUCUCCACAAGAAGAAUCUUUGGAAAUCAUAAAUAGGGUUCCACAGAAAAAAAAGUCAAGUAGUUUAGAAGACUUGCAGAGUGAAUCUCUGGAAAAGAGUAAGCCGCUUGUGAAAGGCAGCAAGUACCAAACCUUGCCAGGAAAGCUGCCUCGACCCUUACAGAACGGAGAGCAGGGAACAUAUAAUUCGCCAGAUGGGUGUGCCAUGAACAACAACGAGGACAGCAGCAUCCUGGGCUUAAAUCGCAUCAGGAGUGUCAGUGCACCAGUGCUAGGAGAAACAGAGAAUGUGGAUGGUACAGUAGUCUCGGAUGACCUUUCACAUCUUUCUUCGGGAACGGAUUCAGGUCCACAGUCUCCAUUGUCUCCAGAAAACAGAAAGAGUCCAAAAGGGAUCAAGAAAAUCUGGGGAAAAAUAAGAAGAACGCAGUCAGGUAACUUCCCUGCAGAUGACCUGGGUUUGGCAGAGUUUCGAAGAGGUGGUCUCCGUGCAACAGCUGGGCCUCGGUUAUCCAGAUCAAAGGAAACGAAAGGCCAGAAAAGUGAUUACAAUGCUCCAUUUGCUCAGUGGAGCACGGAAAGAGUUUGUAACUGGCUUGAGGACUUUGGUCUUGGUCAGUACGUCAUUUUUGCACGGCAGUGGGUGACUUCAGGCCAUACGCUGUUAACUGCGACACCUCAGGACAUGGAAAAGGAAAUGGGAAUAAAGCAUCCAUUACACAGGAAGAAAUUAGUUUUGGCCAUUAAAUCAAUAAAUGCAAAACAAGAUGAAAAGUCUGCACAACUGGAUCACAUCUGGGUGACACGCUGGCUUGAUGAUAUUGGUUUACCUCAGUACAAAGACCAGUUUCAUGAGUCCAGAGUUGAUGGGAGAAUGUUGCAGUACUUAACUGUGAAUGACCUUCUCUUUCUGAAAGUCACCAGUCAGCUGCAUCAUCUGAGUAUUAAAUGUGCCAUUCAUGUGCUGCAUGUCAACAGUUUUAACCCCCACUGUCUACGCAGGAGACCAGUUGAGGAGAAUAGCGUUUCGCCUUCUGAAGUAGUUCAGUGGUCCAAUCACAGAGUGAUGGAAUGGCUCAGGUCAGUUGAUCUGGCAGAAUAUGCACCAAACCUUCGAGGAAGCGGAGUGCAUGGCGGCCUGAUUAUUCUUGAGCCUCGCUUCAACGGUGACACACUGGCAAUGCUGCUGAAUAUUCCACCUCAGAAGACCCUACUGCGACGCCACCUAACAACCAAUUUUAACAUACUAAUUGGACCAGAGGCACAACAAGAAAAAAGAGAAAUAACGGAGUCAACAGCAUACACGCCUCUGACCACCACUGCCAAAGUUCGGCCAAAGAAACUUGGAUUUUCACAUUUUGGAAACUUAAGAAAAAAGAAAUUUGAUGAAUCAACAGACUACAUUUGUCCUAUGGAUACAAACCCAGCUGCUGCGAACGGUACUCAGAAAAACUAUGGUGGCUACAAAGGACUUAAUCCAUUCACUGAUAGAGAACUGGAUCAGAUGGAACACUCAGAAGGAACAGUAAUGCAAAUAGGGGCUCUGUCUCAAGGUAUAAGCCACUUGACGACGAUGUUAAGCCAAGAUGAAAUGCUGAAUGACAGCAGAUUUUUAACACCUACCUUUGAAGACUGGAGCUGA